Molecule: messenger RNA, 1679 nt
Organism: Oryza sativa Japonica Group (Japanese rice)
Lineage: Eukaryota; Viridiplantae; Streptophyta; Magnoliopsida; Poales; Poaceae
Product: GDSL esterase/lipase At5g45910
Molecular function (GO): hydrolase activity, acting on ester bonds
Source: RefSeq, a predicted model, not a curated record
AACCGCACCGUACACCCGACGACCAACUCCAAGUGAGAAAUUUAAACAAGCGAGAGAGAGAGAGAGAGAGAGCUUUUCCCGGACAGGUCUCCCGGCGCCACGGCAUCCAAGCUGCUCGUCGCGCUAUCUAUACAUGACACGCCCCGUCUCCCUCCUUGCUUGACACCAAUUCAACGACCUCUCGCGACUGAUCGAUCGAUCGAUCGAUCAUUCGAUCGCCAUGAGGCUCUCGGUCUCCGUCGCCGCGGUGCUCGUCGUUCUUGCGGCGCUCCGGCCGCCGCGGGUGGCGGUGGCGCAGAAGUACGCGGCCAUCUUCAACUUCGGGGACUCGCUGGUGGACGCCGGCAACCUCGUCGUGGAUGGCAUCCCGGACUACCUCGCCACGGCGCGGCUGCCGUACGGGAUGACGUACUUCGGGUACCCCACCGGGCGUUGCUCCGACGGCCGCCUCGUCGUCGACUUCAUCGCGCAGGAGGUGGGGUUGCCGCUGCUGCCGCCGUCGAAGGCGAAGAACGCGACGUUCCACCGCGGCGCCAACUUCGCCAUCACCGGCGCGACGUCGCUGGACACGCCGUACUUCCAGGGGCGCGGGCUGGGGCACACGGUGUGGAACUCCGGCUCUCUGCACACCCAGAUCAAGUGGUUCCAGGACAUGAAGGCCUCCAUCUGCAAGUCCCCUCAAGAGUGCAGGGACCUGUUCCGGCGAUCUCUGUUCAUCGUGGGGGAGUUCGGCGGCAACGACUACAACUCGCCGCUGUUCGCGUUCCGGCCACUGGAGGAGGUGCACACCUUCGUCCCCGACGUCGUUGACUCCAUCGGCAAGGGCAUCGAGAAGCUGAUCGAGGAAGGGGCGGUGGAGCUGGUGGUGCCCGGGGUGCUGCCGAUCGGGUGCUUCCCGGUGUACCUCUCCAUCUUCCGGAAGCAGCCGGAGAUGUACGGUCGCCGGAGCGGCUGCAUCAGGGACCUCAACACGCUGUCCUGGGUGCACAACGCUGCGCUGCAGCGGAAGAUCGCCGAGCUCCGGCUCAAGCACCCCGGCGUCCGCAUCAUGUACGCCGACUACUACACCCCGGCGAUCCAGUUCGUCCUCCACGCCGAGAAAUACGGGUUUUUGAGGCAGACGCCGCGGGCGUGCUGCGGGGCUCCGGGGGUCGGGGAGUACAACUUCAACCUGACGUCCAAGUGCGGGGACCCGGGGUCGUACGCGUGCGACGACCCGUCGAACCACUGGAGCUGGGACGGCAUCCACCUCACCGAGGCGUCCUACGGCCACAUCGCCAAGGGCUGGCUCUACGGCCCGUUCGCCGACCCUCCCAUCCUCGAGACCCGCCACCACUGAUCGAUCGAAAACACGAUCGGUUUGUGAUCCACUCGUUCGUUUGCAUAUAUGACAAGCAGACACACACCACAUACACACACACCUUCAUAUGCACUGGAGAUGUGAAGGAUAGCGAAAGGGGCCGGACAGGCAGAAGAACAGAGAAUGUGAUGGUUAAUUUGUUCAGAUUAAUUAGAUGGUUGGUUGGGGAUGUGUUGUAGUUUCAUUCAUGUAAGAAGCGUUUUGGUUUGUGUAUUUCGUUUGUUGGUCCUUGGUAGAGAAAGAGAGAGUAGAUGUAAUUCCUAUUUCUUGAGAAAUUAAAAUUGCUCUCAUAUAUAGCAUCCUUUCGACCUUGUAUACA